AUGGCAAAAGGCACCAAAUAUGUCAUGGCAUGCAACCACAUGAUCAAACCGACUAAAGGCAUCCAUGGAAGACUCAUGAACCGACUAUACAAAUGUGUAGUCCUCCCCAAGAUGUUAUACACAACGGACAUAUGGUGCGCAAACCUGGUGUCGAAGGGAAGAGGCAAGAAAGGAGGAAGAGGCACAAGGAGUUUUGCCUCCCAAAUGGCUCGCAUCCAGAGAAUGGCAACACUAAACAUAACAGGGGGCCUUCAUUCAUCCACAUCUGACAUGUUAGACAGCCACGCUAAUGUUCUCCCUUUCCAACAGGUCCUACGCUAUACGUGCUACAGAGCCACUCUCAGAAUGUCCACCCUUCCAGAAUCCCACCCGCUGUCAAAGCACAUAACGGCGGCGUCCAAUUUCUGCAAGAAAAGGAACUACGAGGGCCACAAGAGACACCCUUCCCCACUGCACAGACUCUUCAAUGAAUUCAAGAUGGACCCAGCAACAAUGGAGAAGAUCCUACCAGCAAGACACUCCACCAAAUGGGAACCAGAUGUAGCUAUCAGCAUCGCAAGCAAGGAGAAAGAUGCAGCAAGAGAGGAGGAGGAAGCAAGCAAAGAUCUUAGGGUGUACUCGGACGGGUCGGCAAUAGACGGGGGAGUGGGAGGCGCAUCGGUAUUGAUGAGAGGGGGAGUUAUGCUCAGCGAGAGACGAUUCUACCUGGGAAAGGAGGAGGAUCACACAGUGUACGAAGCAGAAAUAGUGGGGAUGAUCCUAGCAGUCGAGUUGUUGAGAGAGGCAGGAGGAAAAGGCACCAUGGCACUAGGAGUGGACAACCAGGCCACAAUCAGAUCAACAAGCGCAUUCCAAUCCCAACCAGGUCACUAUCUUGUCGACAAGUUCCUAGACGACCUCAGAUCCCUCCUACCCAACGCGGACAGAUGA
Suillus bovinus is the source of this 930-nucleotide messenger RNA. RefSeq lists its product as uncharacterized. The transcript has a single exon. NCBI's taxonomy places the organism in Eukaryota, Fungi, Basidiomycota, Agaricomycetes, Boletales, Suillaceae. The record is from RefSeq and is a predicted model, not a curated record. Gene Ontology annotation, molecular function: nucleic acid binding. The coding region runs from base 1 to 930 and encodes 309 amino acids.